CCAAGAGCUGACGUGGGCAAAGGUACUUAAAGCCUUGACGGCCAUCUCUGCCAUCUUCCUCCGGGUACCAACGCCAUAACGCUGCACACUGCCAGGCGAGAAGAAAAUUACCUCAGAACUGGACAGACUACCUUGCUGCCACAACCUUGCCCCCUCCCCUCCCCUUCCUUCCCCUCCCCUCCCCUCCCCUCCCCGCUAUCCUUCUAGGGUGCUAGAAAAUGGGUGUGCCCGCUUCUGUAGAAGAGAUGGCGUAUUUGGCGUUGUACGGGCUUCACAGGCUGGGGGGCCGUAAGCGAUCUGGUAUUAAAUCGUCAUGCUAACUGCCAGGCUGCUUUCCAGACACCUGCGGCCCACGGAGCCCUUCAUCCUGGUCUUUUCAGCCCUGAAAAAAAAGGAAUUCCGGUUCUUAGUCUGCGCCUGCAGUCUCUAUUUCUGCCCUUCAGCCUGCCCUCAGCAUGAAGCUCAGGCUGAACUAAAGGAAGGAGAAAGAGCUCAGAAUUCUUGCAGAUCCCUCUACCUUUAGGCCCUGCAGCUGCCAGCACGGCGGGAAUUGCUCCUGAUCCCAGGAAGUUGGUAUGUAUAUGUGCACUAUCUGAGGGCUCUUGAAUGGGGGUGGAGGUAUCACAGGUGAAUCUCAGAUUUCACACUCUGCCAGAUUUCCAUGCCCUCCCCACUUAGGGACAACUAAAUCGUAGAUGCUGGCACUGGGAAGGUGAACUAGAGGUAAGACAAAUCAAUAAGUGCGGGCUUCCACACCUGUGUCCCAAGCGCUCCCCUAAGGUUAGACACAAAGUGAGCCCAAACCCUGUGCCUCUCACUUCUAACGUUUACCCCUACUAGGUCCAGCUCAGUUUGCUGCCUCAGAAGACCUUUCAAGCCCGAGUUUGAGAGCCUCGUUUUGACUGGUGCAUACGUUCGUUCCACUUAAGCAAUCUGGAUCAGAGAAUUGUUGCACGUGUAUCAUGAGCCGUACUCGGGAUGCUGGCUGCGUAGCUGCUGGAAUAGUGAUCGGGGCUAGCGCCUGGUACUGUGUCUACAAAUACACUAGAGGAAAAGACCAGAAGAAGAAGAGACCAGCCAAAUCCAAGAACCGGGCUUCGGUGGGUACUGGAGCCAGGGCUAAAGGUGGACUAAAAGCAGGAUUCACAAUUGACCUUGGGCCAGGGUUCAAUCCCCCAGCCUCUGUCACUGUUGAGACAAUGAAUAAGGCCCAAGGGAAAACAUCCACUCUUGCCACAACUGCAGCUGAAAAAAUGGUGCCAGCUGCACCCAGCCCUAAGGUUCAGAAUGGGACAGAAAGUAAGGCCCAGGAGGCCAAGGGGGCUGGGACUGAGCCUACUACCAAACCAGUAGUCGCGACUUCAGCUGCCAGUGCAGUUACACCCCCACCCAAGGUGGCAGAGGUUCCCACAGCUGCAGAGGCCCCACAAAUAGUAGUGACUCCCAAAGUGGCAGAAGCUCCCGGUACCAUGGAGGCUACUGGGAUAGCAGCACUCCCUGGGCCAGCAGUACUUCCUGGGGUAGCCCAGUCUCCUGGGCCAUUAGUACCUUCCCCAUCAAUAGCACCUUCUGUGCCAACAGCACUUCCCUGGGCUGUAGCACCUCCUGGGGUAGCCCAGUCUACUGGGCCAGCACCACCAACCAUGGCAGUGCAAUCUCUUGUGCAAGCAGCACCUUCCUGGGCAGUCGUAGCUCCCCCCGGGGCAGUCUACAUUCCCGUGGCAGCCCACUUUACUGGGCCAGCAACUGCCAGGGUAACCCAGUCUCCUGGGACAGUGGUGCCUCCCCUUCCACCCCCGUCUCUUGGGGCAGCAAUGCUUUCUAGGGCAGUCCAGUCUCCUGCGACAACAGUGCCUCCCAGAGCAGUCCAGUCUUCUGGGGCAACAGUGCAUCCUGGGAUAGCCCAGUCUCCUGGGGUAGUAGUGCCUCCCAGAGCAGUCCAGUAUUCUGGGGCAGCAGUGCCUGCCAUGACAGGAGUCCCUUCUGGGGCAACAAUGCCUGCCAUGACAGGAGUCCCUUCUGGGGCAACAAUGCCUGCCAUGACCGGAGUCCCUUCUGGGGCAGUAGUGCCUGCCAUGACCGGAGUCCCUUCUGGGGCAGUAGUGUCUCCCAUGACAGGAGUCCCUUCUGGGGCAGUAAUGCCUGCCAUGACAGGAGUCCCUUCUGGGGCAGUAUUGCCUGCCAUGACAGGAGUCCCUUCUGGGGCAGUAAUGCCUGCCAUGACAGGAGUCCCUUCUGGGGCAGUAAUGCCUGCCAUGACAGGAGUCCCUUCUGGGACAGCAGUGUCUCCCAUGGGGCCAACAACUCCAAUGGCGGCGGCAGCAUUUGCUAGGGCAUCAACAUCUACCCAGAGGGCAACAACCACAGACGUCAUGCAGGUCCCUAGGGUGGCAGCACCUACUGAAGCCACAGAGGCUCCUAGAAUGGCAACACCUGCCAUGGUGGCUGGGGCCUCUCUGCCAAUGCUUUCUGGGGCUGCCCAGACUCCUGGGCAUUCAGGGUCCUCUAAGACAGCAGCCACUGGGAAGAAAGCUGGAGCUCACACUGGAGCUAUACCUAAGUCUGGGUCAGCCGCUGGCGCUGUGCCCAAAGGCGGGGGCAAAGGUGGAAACAGGAACCGGAAUGGAGGCAAGGGCAAAAAUAGAAAAAACAAGGUUGAAGUGGAUGAAUUGGGGAUGGGCUUCCGCCCUGGUGACGGGGCUGCGGCAGCUGCUGCAGCUUCUGCUAAUGGCGGACAGGCUUUCCUAGCAGAGAUUCCUGAAUCUGAGGAGGGGGAGUCUGGGUGGACUGAUACAGAGUCAGAUUCUGACUCUGAACCUGAGGUUCAGCAAAGAGGGAAGGGGAAGAGAACCAUUCCCAUGCAUAAGCGCCCCUUUCCGUAUGAAAUCGAUGAGAUUCUGGGUGUCCGAGAUCUCAGGAAAGUCCUAGCCUUGCUUCAGAAAUCAGAUGAUCCUUUCAUCCAGCAAGUAGCCCUGCUCACCCUGAGCAACAAUGCCAAUUAUUCAUGUAAUCAGGAAACAAUUCGCAAGUUGGGAGGCCUCCCGAUUAUUGCAAACAUGAUCAACAAAACUGACCCCCAUAUUAAGGAAAAAGCCUUAAUGGCCAUGAAUAACCUGAGUGAAAACUAUGAAAACCAGGGCCGACUGCAGGUGUACAUGACCAAAGUGAUGGAUGACAUCAUGGCCUCUAACCUGAACUCGGCAGUACAGAUCGUUGGGCUAAAAUUUUUAACAAACAUGACUAUUACCAAUGAUUACCAGCACCUGCUUGUCAAUUCCAUCGCAAACUUUUUCCGUCUGUUAUCCCAGGGGGGUGGAAAAAUCAAGAUCGAAAUUUUGAAAAUACUUUCAAAUUUUGCUGAAAAUCCGGAUAUGCUCAAAAAACUUCUCGGUACCCAGGUGCCGUCAUCCUUUAGUUCCCUUUAUAAUUCUUACGUGGAGUCGGAAAUUCUCAUUAAUGCUCUUACUCUGUUUGAGAUUAUCUUUGACAACCUCAGAGCGGAAGUGUUCAACUACAGAGAAUUCAACAAGGGUUCCCUGUUUUAUUUGUGUACUACAUCUGGGGUGUGUGUUAAGAAAAUCCGAGCCUUGGCAAAUCACCACGACCUCUUGGUGAAAGUGAAAGUUAUCAAACUGGUAAACAAAUUCUGACUUGUGCCCUCAAGAUCUGUGAGGUCUCAGUUUUCCAGUCUGGAAGCAUUAAAAAUGAGAUGUUAUUGCUUUUCUCCUUGUGUGUAUAGUAAAGGAGUUCUUUCAGCUGCCAGCUUAGAAUAAUGUGUCAUUCAGAGUGAUGUUGUUGUUUGUGGCAGUCACCAGCUUUAAGCGGAACCAUUUUCUGAAUACCAAAUAGUCCUGUAGUCCUAUAGUACUGAAGACACAUUUGUGAUUUGAAUUGUGCUGCUUGAGUGGAAUAUUUUUCCCAAGUCCUCUAUGUGAGUUGAUAAUGAACCUGUCCGUGAAUGGCCUAUUCUGCCCUUACUUGUUUUGACUUGAAUUUUGUCACCAAAGACUUCAUAUGUGUAUCAUCAAUAAAGUUGUGUGUUGCA
Molecule: messenger RNA, 4045 nt
Organism: Alexandromys fortis (reed vole)
Lineage: Eukaryota; Metazoa; Chordata; Mammalia; Rodentia; Cricetidae
Gene: Armcx2
Product: armadillo repeat containing X-linked 2
Exons: 4
Coding region: 963-3650 (895 amino acids)
Cellular component (GO): mitochondrion
Molecular function (GO): protein binding
Source: RefSeq, a predicted model, not a curated record